AUGACCGAAUCUUUAAAAAAUUCACUUGAUAUUCGUGUUGUAGUUUCUAUCGUUGAUGAUAAUCAAUUAACUGGAACAAUAUUGAAAAGGAUGCUUCGGAAAUACUUUAAACAUGAUGUCUCGUGCGUGGAAAGCGGCGAAAAAGCUUUAAAUUUAUUAUCGAAAGAACAUUUUAAUUUAGUAUUUAUGGAUGUCGACAUGCCAAAUUUAACCGGGAUAGAAACAACGUUGGCAAUUCGUAAUUCAGACACGAUAUUAAAAGAAAACGUCCACGUUCCAGUUAUCGCCUAUACCACCAAUCAAUGGGAUAACGAAUAUUCAAAGGCAGGAAUGAUCGGAUAUGUUGGAAAACCUGCAAACCCAUCAAAAAUCCAAGCCGAACUUGAAAAAGUGUCACUAAAAAUUACCACUACAACAGCCAUUACGUCCAACAACAGCGAUUUGUCGUCGUCAUCGUUAACGUCAAUAGUUGAUUAA
This is a messenger RNA of Entrophospora sp. SA101, 477 nucleotides long. Lineage: Eukaryota; Fungi; Glomeromycota; Glomeromycetes; Entrophosporales; Entrophosporaceae. The record is from the annotation of a GenBank genome assembly.